AUGGGGGGCUUAGAUAGUGAGCAAAAACAAUUGAUCAAGAAAUUGGUCAACUUUCACAUGAAAGAAGGUAAAAGAACGAAGGUUCGUGCUAUUGUUUAUCAAACUUUUCAUCGCCCAGCUCGAACUGAAGGCGAUGUAAUCAAACUUAUGAUUGACGCCGUAGAGAAUAUAAAGCCCAUAUGCAAAGUAGAAAAAGUCAGAGUAGCAGGUACUAUUUAUGAUGUCCCCGGGAUUGUAGCCAGGGAUCGUCAACAAACCUUAGCUAUUCGUUGGAUCCUUGAAGCAGCUUUCAAACGACGUAUAUCCUACAGGAUAAGCUUAGAGAAAUGUUCAUUUGAUGAGAUACUGGAUGCUUACCGAAAGAGGGGAAUUUCGCGUAAGAAAAGGGAGAAUCUUCAUGGACUGGCUUCCGCCAAUCGAAGUUUCGCGCAUUUCAGAUGGUGGUAA
Molecule: messenger RNA, 447 nt
Organism: Beta vulgaris subsp. vulgaris (sugar beet)
Lineage: Eukaryota; Viridiplantae; Streptophyta; Magnoliopsida; Caryophyllales; Amaranthaceae
Source: the annotation of a RefSeq genome assembly